Anas platyrhynchos (mallard) is the source of this 5217-nucleotide messenger RNA. RefSeq names its product gap junction protein gamma 2 (gene GJC2). Lineage: Eukaryota; Metazoa; Chordata; Aves; Anseriformes; Anatidae. The record is from RefSeq and is a predicted model, not a curated record. Gene Ontology annotation, cellular component: connexin complex. Gene Ontology annotation, biological process: cell-cell signaling. Gene Ontology annotation, molecular function: gap junction channel activity.
UAAUUUACUUCCAGCCGGCUCCAGAGCUCGGCAGCAAAAUUCCAGGCAGCGUUCCUAAAACCAGACCCGGCGGCUUGUUUGGAUUUAAAACCUCCUUCCCCUCCCCUCCGGGAUACAACUUCCACCUUCUCCCAAGGCUUGGGGAGAACCCGGCGAGGUGUGGAAGCAGGAGGUCUGGGUGGGAGCGGGGCUGCCCCAGAGGCGGGGUCUUCAGUGCCUUAAAUUCGUCCCCAGAGCUCCGGUUUCCAGCAGCAGGGGCAUGGCUUGACCGCAGCGGUGGCGGCGGCAGGAGUUUAUCUAGGGCAAGGCACAGGAAUGCCGACGGAGGAGGGCAAGCCGCCGCAAGAAGCACCAUGUCUCCGUGAGUUAUAACUGAGUAGCCCUUAUGACCAACAUGAGCUGGAGCUUCCUCACCCGCCUGCUAGAAGAGAUUCACAAUCACUCCACCUUCGUGGGGAAGGUCUGGCUCACCGUGCUCAUCGUCUUCCGCAUCGUCUUGACGGCGGUCGGCGGGGAGUCCAUCUACUCGGAUGAGCAGAGCAAGUUCACCUGUAACACCAAGCAGCCUGGCUGCGACAACGUCUGCUACGAUGCCUUCGCACCGCUGUCGCACGUCAGGUUCUGGGUCUUCCAGAUCAUCAUGAUCUCCACCCCUUCGGUCAUGUACCUGGGCUACGCCAUCCACAGGAUCGCCCGGUCGGCGGAGGAGGAGAAGAAGUUCAAGGGGUUCAAGAAGAAGAAGCAGUUUGCUCUGAACUGGCAGGCGGUGCGCAACAUGGAGGACCCGAUGGAGGCAGACGAGGAGGAGCCCAUGAUCUCCGACGACACGGCAGACAACGAGAAAGCCAAAGCCAAGCCCAAGAGCAAAGAGCCACAAAAGCACGACGGGCGGAGGCGCAUCCAGCAAGAAGGACUGAUGAAAAUCUACGUCUUCCAGCUACUUACCAGGGCUUCGUUUGAAGUUUGCUUUUUGAUAGGGCAGUAUUUGCUCUACGGUUUCGAGGUGGAAGCUUAUUUUGUCUGCAACAGACUCCCCUGCCCUCACACCGUGGACUGCUUCGUGUCCCGGCCGACAGAGAAGACGAUCUUUCUGCUGGUGAUGUACGUCGUGAGCUGCCUGUGCUUACUCCUCAACAUGUGUGAGAUGUUUCACCUGGGCUUCGGGACCAUCCGGGACGCCAUUCGCAACCGGAAAAUCAACAGCUUCAGGCAGCCCCCCUACAACUACGCCUACCCGAAGAACAUCUCCUGCCCUCCCGAGUACAACCUGGUGGUGAAAUCUGAGAAGUCCACCAAGAUCCCCAACAGCCUGAUGGCUCACGAGCAGAACCUGGCGAACGUCGCCCAGGAGCAGCAGUGCACCAGUCCCGACGAGAACAUCCCCGCAGACCUGUCCACCCUCCACAAACACUUGCGAGUGGCCCAGGAGCAGCUGGACAUAGCGUUUCAGAGCUACAGCAGCACCCAGGCCAACACGCAGCCCUCUCGAACCAGCAGCCCUGCCUCAGGGGGCACGGUGGUGGAGCAGAACAGGGCCAACACCGCCCAGGAGAAACAAAGCGCGAAACCUAAGGCCUCCUUGGAGAAAGGGAGCUCCAGCAGUAAAGAUGGAAAGACGUCUGUAUGGAUAUAGCUUGAGAGGGCAGCGUACGUGCGGUUUUAUUUUGCUUUGUUUCUGGUUUUCGGUAUUGUCUUGAGUUCAUUUCGCAGGGCACAGACGCAACUUUGAUACAGAAGUCAAGAGAGAAAAUUCAGACCAGUUUAGUGCUGUCUUCCGGUGCAUUAACAAAAGACGUUUCCUUCCUCUUCCCAACGCGUUCUCCAGCUGGGAAACUCCAGCGAGCAACAGCGAACGCCGCAUCCCGCCGGGACCGGCUGCGAGCAGGCAGCGCAAGGACGCAGCGCUGUAGGUCAGAUAGCGUUUAAUUACUAAAUACCCUUAAUCAAAAUUAACUUCUGAUCCCUCCAUGGGAAGGGAAAACGACCAGGUCCGUGGCAGUGAACUUCGACGACAUGCUGCCCUGCCUGAACCUGCAGACCUCAGGCAUCGCCGAGGGUGGCAGAGACGCGUGCUGCGAGCAGUGGCCCAACACCCACACCGCAAACACAGCACGGGAGGUUUUCAUCUUUUGGUUCCCUGGGCUGAAACACCAAGCAACUACGACUGACCACCCUCGCAGAGGCGGUGGGAAGCUCUGGGGUUAGGGUGUUUGCAGCAACCGCUGCUCCACAUCAUCAGAAAGUGCCUUUAUGCAACCAGGAAAACAAAAUCGCAAAGGGUUUCGACUACGUGGUUUGCUAAUUCGAGCAGAGAUGGGAAGAUCGGCGUCGGCAGAUUUGUUUUUCUGUUUAAUCAAACCCUUCUAUCUAGUGGCAGAGAGCAAAUCUAUGCAUCGCGUGUACAUGGGGUGUGCGUGCACACACGUAUGUACAUGGACCCAUGAACAUGUCUGUGUGACUAUAGAUGUAGAGAGAGAUAUAUAAAUGUAAUAUCAACCCUCUGGUGAUUUUACAGCCUUCCAGCCUCUCUGGGCCACGGGCAGGUUUCCACACACUUGUCUGGGGGCUCAGCAGCAGCUCCUGCUUCCCUGGGGGCCAGCAGCAAGAAGUUUUCCCCUGGUUUAUGGACAGCUUCUUUUGGCUUCACUUGGUUUUAGGGUGAGUUUGGGGAGCUAAGCUCCAAGGCUCCUGCUAGUGCUGGAUGUGCUUUGCCAGGAUGGUUUCAUGCCAGGAGCUGAGACAUCCCUCAGAUGCUUGAGGCUUGGCAGAUGCUCUUGCAAUACUCAAACAGUUGAUUCACCACCAUGGCCAAGGUCAUGCUUCAGGUGAAGGAAGCAAAUCCUUUCUGAGCAUAGCACCAUCCCUGUGCUGAGCUGCUCCCUCACGGCUGUACCAGCACAUGAGUCCCCAUGAAUUUCUCAUCCACUGGAUGGGUGUAACUUCUUGGUGGGCAUCUUUCUCCUGUCCCUCAGAUCAGUCUCUGAAAGCCUCACGGGUGCCAGUUGUCAUGGGACAGCCCUUGGGGACCUGAGGGUGGCCAUCAGCACCGGGUCACGGCACCAGAGCUGUGCAAUGCCUUUGGGGAACAGUGCUGGUAGCAAAAAAGAGAUCAAAAAGAUGCAAAGAAACAUCCUAUGAGGUAUCCAGCUACAAAUAUUCAGCUUGCUUUUGGGGAAGAGUCUGGGGAGCAGCUUCAGGCUUUUUCCUGGUCCCACUGAGGGCACUGGAGAAAUGCCUGGAGCGCUGCCUGCUCUCGCUGCUGGAGAUAUUCCCUUUGAAAAAGCCCACAUGAAUCCAGGAGGAGGAUCAGCACCUCCUCACAGCAGCAAGGGGCAGCAGCAGCACACCCCGGUCGCGUGGAGGGAUGCUUUGUGCCAUGAAUUCUCCAUGAAGGGCUCAUAGAGUUCACACCGUGGUGGUAGGACACACAUAUCACACGGCUGGAGGGACCGGGUGCUGGUGGGUGAGCUCCUGAAGGUGCAGGGAGGGCACAAGAGGAGCUCCGGGUGGACAUUUACUCCCUGGCACUUACAGCAGACACCAACCUGUCCCGCACACUGAUGGGAAAUCCUCACCAAGGGAAUCCCCCGCGUGGCCUGAGCACGUCCUGGUGACCCUGGUGGUCACUGCCAGCGAUGGGGUGAGGUCCUGGGGCUCUCUCAGAAGCCCACAAUGGAUCCAUUUCCACACCUGCAGGUUCAGAGAUGCUCAGAGAAAUGGGGCUGGAAAGGAACACGGAUCUUCUCACCAACUUGCCAACAUCAAACACAUCCCCAAAGGCUAGCACCCACCCCCUGCUGCCACCCCUGGCUUCUCCUCUGCUCGGCAGACACAAAGAGCUGCUUCUUCCCUUUGUGUCUGCAGAAGGUUUGGGGUGCCUGAAGAUGGUUUCUCUCUCUCUUUUAUUAUUAUUAUUUUUUUUUAUUUUUAUUUUUUAUUUUUACACCAUGGAUCCAGCAUGAUGAGAGGGGUUUUGGGAUGCUCUUGGUCCUGCAGCAGAUCCACAGCCUCCUCCUCACCCCGUGCAACACGCACACGCUAUUUUCCAUAGUGGGAGCCGAUAAUUGCAAUAUUGACGAGUGCUGGAGCCGGGGCAGACACUCGGGGGAUCGAUACCAGCUCCUCAUCGGGCAGGGCAACCGCUUGCUCGGCCGCCCUCACAGCCAGCCCUGCUCAUCUCCAGGGCUUGAAACCUUCUCUUGCAUCAAAGGCUUUGCAUAUGGGGGCCGAUCUCGCAUCCCUAUUUCUUUUUUCCAAGCGUUUUGACAGGGACCAGAGCACACAGUCCGUGGCAGGACUGCUCGGUGCCGGAGAGGGACAUAGGGUAUCCUGCCAGGCCCCAUUAACUCCUCUCACUCUGAGUCAGACACGCAUAGAGGGUUAUAAUUGUAAUAAUAUUAUUAUUGUAUUGCUCACUUCCUCCUUUCCUCCUCCGCUGCUUGGCCCCUGAAGCCCUCAGGACGUUGUGUCUUCCACUGAGCCACCACCAGCAACGCGACCGGCAUGCACUGAGCGGCUCCUUCCAGGGCAGGAGGAGUAAGCCCACCUCCAUCUGGGGAGCAGAAGGCAAGGAAGGCAAAAAAAAAAAAAAAAACAGAGCCACAAGCCUAAAAAAAAAAAACCCUCACAAGCCCCACCGGCAGCCAGAGGAAUUUCAAGUAGACGACUGGCAGCGUCGGCCGCGGAGGAGACGCCAGGAGAAUAAUUAACGCUUCGCUUUUCUUCCUGCAGGUCAUUUUGUUCACGCUCCGGACGGGUUUAGCUCUGUAGCUGAACUAAUCAUAAAUGUUGACACUCUCGCUAAGCUUUGCCGGGUAAAGCACCCGCCCUCGCGUUUCUGUUCUUCCUAUUCAGGGCCAGGAAUGUCCCGCGUAAAAGCCAGAUUACCUUGUUGCUUGCAUCGCAUUCCUCUGGGAAAUACUUGAACUUAACUCGAGGCCAUAACCAGUCUGUGCUGUUAUGAAGUUUCUGGGAUUUUUUUUUCGUUGUUGGUUUGUCAAUUUUAUUUUUUUUUUAUGUACUAACUGUAUUUGUACUAGAAAACCUUUGAGUAUGAGGUUGAAUCUCUAAGUAUUUUUUCAGUGUAAAUGUUCCAUCUGGGCUGUGGUUAGAAAACGAAGCACUGGGCAAAGGAGGGAUACAUGAGCCCGCCUCUUCAACCGGCUAUUCCACAUCCAUUACUAAUAAAUGGAAUAAAACUUACAUUUUGUUACAGUA